Eurytemora carolleeae is the source of this 1418-nucleotide messenger RNA. RefSeq lists its product as uncharacterized. The transcript is spliced from 12 exons. The record is from RefSeq and is a predicted model, not a curated record. Bases 376 to 1074 code for a protein of 232 amino acids. Lineage: Eukaryota; Metazoa; Arthropoda; Copepoda; Calanoida; Temoridae.
UUGUAUAAUAUUUAAACAUUUAAAACACUGGCAACGUUAAUAAAAAUACAGUUUUCCUCAAACAUGUUCGGCGCGAUUCGCGCACAGAUCUAAUUCUGUCCUGUCAUGGAAACCAGGAUAAGAUGCCGAAAUUUGACUAAUAUUAUUACUGUGGCAGGUUUCAGAGCUGCAAAAACUUUAAAUGCCAGCAUGUGUCAAUAGUUAGAACCAGGUUUAACCUGUUUUUGCCAAGCUCAAACUUUUCUUCCUCUACAAUAUACUAUAGUUAAAGAUUUCAAACAUUGUGAGCAAAAUAACAGAUGAAGAGUAAGCUGGCGGGUUGAAUAUGGUACAGAUUGUUGACCUAAGAAAAAUACCGCUUGAAAAGUAAACAGAAUGCAGUUCUUAUGUUUCCCGUAUGGAACUAAUAUACAAUGUUGGUGUGAUAAUACCGGCACUAUCAAGAGAUGUGUUCCUGUACUCUUAAAUCUAGGAAUUAUACAGUAUCAGGAAGAAAAUGAACAAUCAGCGAGCCUAAGAGAGGAUUUGAGUUUUUUCAUGAAAGGAGAAAAAACUGAACUUUUCCUUGCACUUCUCUUCCUAGUUCUCGUCUUUCUAAUAUUUAUCAUAUUUGCUUCUCACAAGUGCAGCAGAAUGUUUGCAUCAAGAACUUCUGAGGUUGACCGGCGGAAAUACUUUAAAGCAACUCACUGUCAAACAGACAGCUGUGACCCCCUGACAGAUGGCUGUUAUACCUUACAGGAGACAGCUAGUGAACAGCUAGAUACCUUUAGCGCUCAUUCACAGGCAGUACUAAAACUGCAAGGGGUUCAUAGUGUACAAGGAGUUCAUGGUGUACAUGAUACAUACAAUCUAUAUCCGUCACUACUCAGGAAUGGGCAUAGUGCUAUGGAGACAAUCAGAAUUCCAUUAGAGGAAAGUGAACUAAUGAACACCUGCUCAUCUUUGUGUACAGAAACCAAGGAGGGAGAACAGGGGUUUAGAAGCUUAGAUCUAGAGGAUGAGGACUGGAUCAACAACGAGGACAAGGGAAUAUAUUCUAUAAACUCACAACAACAUAUGAAAUCAACAUAGAGGAUGAAAUCAACAUAGAGGAUGAAAUCAACAUAGAGGAUGAAAUCAACAUAGAGUUUGAAAUCAAACUAGAAUAUCAACGUGAGAUGCAAAAUCAACAAAAACUUAUAUAUUCAACAUGGAGUUUAAAAUCAAGAUAGAAUGAAAUCGAAAUGGAGUAUAUAAUCAUAAUAGAAAACAUGAUUAACGUCAUGUUUAAAAUAAAAAAAGUAUACAAGUAAACACGGAGUAUAGAUCAACAUGGAGUUUCGAUCAACAUGGAGUUUUGAUCAACAUGGAGUAUCGAUCAAUAUGGUGUAAUAAUCAAUGUGAAAUAUCGAUCAACAUGGAUUAUAGAUCAACAU